AUGUCGUUAAGGAGUUCAUCCAAACUCAACUCCAGUCCUCUUCGGGCAUCUCAAAGCAAUCAACAACAACCACAAUACCAACAACACCAUCAUCAACAACAAUAUAAUGAUAGUUGUAACAAUAGUAUUACCUUUUCAGAGAACUCUUCAAUAGAGAGGAUGGAGGGUUUUGAUGUCAUUGAAGAUGAGGCAAAAACAUUAAUUUCAAUCAUAUUCAACCAUGAACCUUUACCGAACGAAAUUUCAUAUGACACUGCCAUCAGAGUAUUAAAAGAAUAUCACAAGGCCUGUUUUUCCAGAGGAGAAUAUGAUCAAUGCGAGAUUGGAAAAAAAGCAAUGCUUUUAUUAAAAUUCCAAAAUGAGAAGAGACAUAUUGAUAAUAUAAAACGGAUACAAAUGAAGGAAAGAGAAGAAAUUGAACUUGCCUUUCAGCAGGAAAUGGCAGAAUUAAAAUCAAAGUGGGACGAAAAGUUGGUCAUGUUGGAGCAAUCAUUUGAGGAAUCCAGAAGACGACUCUUAGACAAACAUGCAAAAGAAAUGGAAGAUUUUCAAGAAAAAUUUAUGGAAGAUUUACAGAGGAAAUACAACCCAAAAAGUAGAGAUCUUAUAAUGUUAAAGAUGAUGGAAGAAACACUAGCAAGACAGGAGUUUUAUUUUGAGGCAAUUUCGGUCAAGAAAAAGGCAGAAAAACUCCAAGAGGAAGAAAUGAAAAAAGUAAUGAUGAAAUAUAGCUCAUCGUACGAAAAGAAGAAAGCUCAUUUACUAAAAAAACAGCAACAUGAGUUGGAUAGUUUAGAUUUGCGGUUACGACGAGAAAAGAGUGAAUCAAUCCAGCAGAAGAAUCGAGAGAUUGAGCAAGUAACUCUUAGGUACAGCAAUCUUAAAAGCACAGCACAAAUUCAUCACUCACAAUUUGAGUCCAAAGCCCGUACGUCCCUUAUCAAGUCAAAUACUUCUCUAAUUUCUUCGAUAAAACGAAUGAGUGCAGGUGACACUCGACCUCUUGCUCUCUCGGCGGAGCGAGGUUCAGAAAGCGUUAGAUAUAGAUCUCCAAAUUCAAAAACUCGAAAAUAA
Naegleria fowleri is the source of this 1074-nucleotide messenger RNA. RefSeq lists its product as uncharacterized. The transcript has 2 exons. The record is from RefSeq and is a predicted model, not a curated record. Bases 1 to 1074 code for a protein of 357 amino acids. NCBI's taxonomy places the organism in Eukaryota, Heterolobosea, Eutetramitea, Acrasida, Naegleriidae.